UCUGCGCGUGUGCGGCCCCGCCCACGCCCACCCUCUUCCGCCCGGAAGUUCCGGAGCCCGGUGCUCUGGGGACGGGGGAAGCGCUGGGCUGGAUGCCGUGCCCCUGGAGCUAACGUGUGGAGAACUUUGGACAGGAGAAUCUGGGAUGUAGGAGCAACCCAGGCCAGUCCUUUCAUGACUCCGCUCCAUUCACCUUCUCUUCCAGCUCUGUUUCCAGAGUCCUCUGUGUGUUUCUAAGAGCAACGGAAAAUGGAUACAUCUUUGGGGUUGGUGUCAUUUGAGGAUGUGGCUGUGCACUUCACCUGGGAGGAGUGGCAGGACCUGGAUGAUGCCCAGAGGACCCUGUACAAAGACGUGAUGCUGGAGACCUACAGUAGCCUAGCGUCAUUGGGGCAUUGCAUCACCAAACCUGAGGUGAUCGUCAAGUUGGAGCAAGACGCAGAACCGUGGACUGUAGAAGCACCCCCAAACCAGAACCUCCCAGAUGUGCAGACUGUGGGUGACCUGAUGGAGACCAGCCAGGAAAAUUACGGCAGACGUUUGUGGCAAGCUGUAAUCACCAACAGCAAAACAUCAACUAAGGAGAGAACUGACUUAGGAAAAACGUGUAAUCUGAGCUCAAUCUGUAUUUCAAAACUGAUUAUAAAUAGUGGAAACUGUUCAGGAAUGAAGCCAGAGGAGUUUAAUGCGUUUGAGAACACCUUUCUCCGUAGUGCGCCUGAUGAGAUGCCUGCUGGAGAGAAAGCUGAGGACUGUCCUGUGACCGGGGAAUCCCUCAGAUGUGCUGAGCGUCCUAGUCAUCCUCAGGAGACUCAAACUGUGCAGCAGGCUUCCGCAUUUAGUGGACGAGGGAGAGGCUUCAACAAGGAGGCAGUAGUCCUUACACAUAGGAGGGCUCGCAUGGGAGGCACUGCCUGUAGAUAUAAUGGACACUGGCAAGCCUGUGAUGAGUCAGCUCUCAUUGCCCAAGAGAGACGUCACGUAGGGGAGGAUCGCGAUCGAUGUAACGAAUGGGGGAAGACCGUUUGUGAGAAACCAACACAACUGAGUCUUCACAGAGCUGAUUUCAAGGAGCAACACCAUAAAUAUAAUCAAAGUGGGAAUAAUUUUAGCAAGAACUUACAGUUCACUCAGCUUCAGAGAAUUCAGUUAGGAGAAAAAACUUUUCAAUGUAAUGUAUGUGGUAAAACUUUCUAUAAGAAGUCUAAUCUCACUAAACAUCAGAAAAUACACACAGGAGAGAAACCCUAUAAAUGUAGUGAAUGUGAGAAAACCUUUAUUAGCAAAACGGUCCUUACAAUACAUCAGAGAACUCAUACAGGGGAGAAACCCUAUGCAUGUGAUGAAUGUGACAAAUCUUUCUGCCAUAAAUCACACCUAACUGUUCAUCAGAGAAUCCACACAGGGGAAAAACCCUAUGAAUGUUAUGAAUGUGGGAAAUCCUUCUUUGUGAAAACAAAACUCACUGUACAUCUGAGAACACACACAGGGGAGAAACCUUAUGAAUGUAAAGAAUGUGGAAAAACCUUCUAUGAGAAGUCAGCUCUCACAGUACAUCAGAGAACUCACACAGGAGAGAAACUGCAUGAAUGUCAAGAAUGUAGGAAAACUUUCUGUGGGAGGUCAGCCCUCACUGUACAUCAGAGAACUCACACAGGAGAGAAACCCUACGAAUGUAAAGAAUGUUGGAAAAGUUUCUGUCGGAGGUCAGCCCUCACUGUACAUCAGAGAACUCACACGGGAGAGAAGCCCUAUGAAUGUAACCAAUGUGGAAAAACCUUUUGCCAGAAAUCACACCUCAGCAAACAUCUGAGAACUCACACAGGAGAGAAAUCACGUGUAGUAGACGCUGGCAGUGUGUUCUCCAAGACCCACUUUCUAUUUCUCUUGGCACACCGUUAGUCUUUUUCUCAGCUUCCAUUUUCUAUGGGUGGGACCAUGUAACUGAGCUCUGGUCAGUGGAACAUACACACAAGUGAUGAGCAUUAAUUCAGGUCUCUUCCACACACAGAAAAAAGCUUACAUGCUGUCCUCUCUGAUAUCUCAUGCCUGUGAUUGUGAAGGGCAGGUGACACCUAUGGUGGCCUCAGGAACCAUAGGCAGAAGAUGGUAAGUGACUUGAGACAGAAGUUCUACCCCCAAAUCUCCAUUUGUAAGUUAGGGGAGUGAGACAGAAAUACGCUGUGGAGCCGAGGCUUCUGUUAUCUGUGUGCACUGCAACCUAACACUACUGUAGCUUGUUCACUUUGUCAAUGUUGGAGAGGAUUCUGGGAGAGGUUCCCAGUCCUUGGAUAUCAGAAAAUUCACACAGUAGAGAAACCUGUGCUAUGUUCUUUCAUCCCCUAGUCUUUAUAGAAAAAUCAGUGCAGUCAUUUGGGAAAAGCAACACAACAAAUUUGGGGAUGCCUUUAUCAGAGGAUCUUGUGAACACUGAAAACACAGUAUCUUUAAGGUGUCAAGGUUUUCAACAAAGCUACAACUUUUUUAUGGAUCAGAAUUUGUAAAGGGAAAACUAUCGAUUUAGGUAGUAAGGGUGAAGAUUUUCAAGUAGAAACAUUAAAUGUAUUAUUGAAAUAUUUUUAAAAAACGAUUACAUAUCCAUGGUUAUCUGCUGGUGGUGAUAUUUGACAAUCUGGAGAUGUCUUUGGUUGCCAUAACUUGGGACUGGGAGCACUACUGGCCUCUAAUGGCUGGAGGCCAGAGAUGCUGCUCAACAGCCAGCAGUGCACCAAGCAGCCUCCACAGCGAAGAGUGAAUAGGCCACAAUACUAAUAGUGCCAGAGCUGAAAAAUCCUGCUCUAGAACUGUUCCCUGUGCCUAUUGUGUUUAUGCACAAAAUUUGAACUAUUCCCAAUGGUACACAUGAGGCAUGUUGGGUUUCUGUGUAUGAGCAUUCUAUGUUAACAGAAGUUUUGCUUAAUGGAACCCAGUGUAAUUGUGUGUAGGGAGUAUAUACCCUUAGUAAGUAUUGUGACUUACAUUAGGGUUUUCCAUAUCAAAUUUCACUCUUAACCUCUUAUAUGUUGGUAAAUACGUUGUCUAAAUUAUUGUACUACAUGGUUUUUUCUACUCCUAGUAUGUAAAUUUGUAUGAAAUUAUUACUAAAGUGUCUCAAGUAAAGCAGAUCUCUUUUCUAAAGUUUUUAGCUAACAGCCAGCCAGUGGCACUGUUAGAAACAUCAUUUACAUAGAAAUACAGAAAUCAGAUAUUUAAUUGUUAACUUAAA
Molecule: messenger RNA, 3226 nt
Organism: Equus caballus (horse)
Lineage: Eukaryota; Metazoa; Chordata; Mammalia; Perissodactyla; Equidae
Product: zinc finger protein 39
Biological process (GO): negative regulation of transcription by RNA polymerase II
Molecular function (GO): DNA-binding transcription repressor activity, RNA polymerase II-specific
Source: RefSeq, a predicted model, not a curated record